AUGUCCAAAGUCGUCGGCACCAACGCAUUCAACCAGGCUUGCACCAAGGUCAAAGAUGACAUCCUUGUCUACUUUGAUGCCUUUGUCAAAGCAUUCGGAACCCCUCCAAUGGAGGUUGGACUGACAGAUAGAGCUCUGCUCAUGUACAAAACGCUCAUUCCUAGUCUCGUCCUGCGUCAAACUGGUAUCAAAGAAGAGUCACAGAAUGGAGCAGAUUAUGUUUUCGAGCUCACCAUUCAGAAUCCUUAUGGGCCCUUGGGAACCGGGAUUGACGUCGACUUUUGGAUUCAGGCGAAAUGCUUCAGACAUCUCGACCGUGACCAUCCAGUUGCCGACUUUUGCUACAUAAACAAGAGCUCAGGCGAAUAUCAGAUGAAUAUCCUCGCCAAGUCUAUUGCCACGGCAGAUACCAAGGUAAAGAGGGCUGUGGGAGGCUAUUUCGUGUAUGGUCCAGACACGAUCAUGUACAUCCCAAUUACCGACCUCACAAAGCGCUUCGCGAACUUGAAAGAGAGGAACCCUGGUAGGGGCAGCGACUGGUACAAUACCGAGCUCAGCAAGUUCUACUGGGGUGCUCGCAAGCAAGACUACUUCAUCGAGUCUCUUAUCACGAACAUUCCCCCUAUCUAG
Messenger RNA from Serendipita indica DSM 11827, 630 nucleotides. The record is from the annotation of a GenBank genome assembly. NCBI's taxonomy places the organism in Eukaryota, Fungi, Basidiomycota, Agaricomycetes, Sebacinales, Serendipitaceae.